AUGGACGUAACUUCGCUCCUCAACACGGCAGGAUCCGUCAGCUCGUCAAAACCACCGAGAUCAUCAGCAUCGCCAGCCAUUACGGAGGGUGGCCACACAGUACCGUCUUCAGCGCUUCCUACACCAUCGCCAGAGCGAACACUCGGACCUGCAGAAUAUGAAAGAAGCCCUCGCCAAAACUCCUCGGUCUGGGGAGCACGAGCUUACUCGCUGCAACUGGCACUCGACACAAAACCGCGGUCGAGUUCUGUGUUUUCUUUCCAAGCUGACGGGCGCACCGAGACGGAGAGCGAAGACGGCCUGUACAACAGCUCAAGACACGACUCAAUCUGCUCUGCGGAAGUUUCUGCGUCAUCGCAAUCUCCCCGAAUUCUUUCUUCGCGCACUUUACUAUCACCUCGAUGCAAAUCCGCCCUCCCUAACAGAGUCAUAUUAAAACCAUUCAUUUCCCCGGAGCAAAGUGAUGCUGAGCAUGGGGGGAUGGAACCGAGGAACUCGGCUCUAGCCAGCCACCGCAGCCAAUCCACUCAUGCCUCAGCGUCAAGAUCGCACUCGCGAGUGUCUUCAGUCACGACCAUCAGCACUCUACAAUCUGGAAAAGAUGCCACACUACAAGGCAGGGGAAGUUCGCUCGAUCGUAUGGCAAGCCACAGAGACUCGGAAUCCGCUGCGCAAACAAACGAGGAAUUUCGAUCAAUACAGUCAAAUGGCAACUCGGUCAGCAAGAUGCACAAGCGAACCAUGUCAGCGCCAGAUAUCGCUCAGUGCUCCGUGGCCCGGAUGCCACGCCACGCUGCGCAGCCCGUCAUCUCAGAAACUGUCUCGUCACGACCGAGUGUCGAGGAACCGACCGAGGACUCGCGACGCAGCUCUGAGGCAACCGAAACGGGCGCCUCCCUGAAGCAGGACCAAGAAGCCUACUGCAUGUUUGUCAAAGAUUGCGACACGGGCUCGCAGCUCCGUAAAGCCAUCUCCCACCUCUUUGGCCGCAACAAGGCGUGCACGUUGCGCAUCCCCAAGCACGUAUGGGUGUACUACUGCCGCAAACACUACCAGCGCAUUCGAUACCGCAAUGCAAAGACGUAUCCCCUCAACCAGAUGGAGCUCGUCAAGCUGCAGAUUAUGCGUCUGCAAGCGUGGAGCGAGGAGAAUCGCCAGCAGCAUAACGGCGCUUAUAUUCGUAUGUGGACGCUGUCGCUGCGCAAGCGCGAACAAAGCCGUAUUGAGAACGGCGGCGGCGGCAUCGUCGACGACGCUGCCGCUCACGACGCCCGCAGCACUGCAGGCACCGCUGUGCCCGAGUGGCUCAUCCAGCGCGUCGCUUCCGGCUACACAACCGAGGAGGUUCUCGAGGUGGCUGAGCGUCUACACAAGGAGAUUAAAGACGGAAACCUCGCGCAGGUGCCCGAAAUUGAGUUUCUGCCAGAUAUUGUCGAGGCUGAUUCCGGCGCGGGUUCCAAGUCGGCACGCAACGGCCGUCGUCAAAGCCGCAUGUCGAGCAACGGUCCCAGCGGUAUCAAGACGCCGAAGCGCAAGGCCCCCGAGUCGCUCGACUUUGGCCAUCGCGAGACGGCCUACCCCGAUGGUCAUGGGGGCGGGUUCUACCACCUGCAGCAACAGCACCACCAUCACCACGGGCACUACCACCACCAUUCGGGGGAGAACACCUACGAGGUUGCCAGCCCAUCGGGCAAGCGCGCACGUCUCGUCCGUCGCCCUUCGUAUGGACCACCACAUCCAGACUCUGCGCAGCUGCCUCCCCUAGCGUCGGCGCUGUCCUACGGCGAGAUGCAGCCUCCUCCUCCCCCGGGCAAUGUGCUGCCGCCCCAAACCACGCGCGCGCCCAACGUUGUGCCGAGGAUCCAGCCGCUCGAAUACCGCCACGGUAGCCACGGCUACGGCACCGCGUCGCCCCCCGACUCGUACUAUCCCGGCCAGCAGCUGCCGCCGGGUGGCGGUCCUCCUCGCUGGGACGGCUACGAGUCGUCGCCGCAGUCUGCGCGCAGCGACAGCGCCUACGCGCUCAGCAACGGCGAGCUUCGCUACCACAGCGGGCCGCCGCCUCCUCAUGCCCAGCAGCAACAGCAGCCGUCUCUGCCGCCCAUCAGCGCCCAACUCGAGGGCCGCUUCCCGCGUGCGCCGCACGGCCGUCCGGAGCACCGCGGCCGUCCGCACCACUGGCGGUCUGCGAGCGCUUACGUGCCCGGUGACCACCGCGGCGCGCCCUUGCCAGGGCGGCCGCUGAGCUCCGGCCACGAGGUGCCGCCUCAUCACCCGCCGCCCGGCUACCGUGAGCACGAGCACAUGUCGCCGCAUCACCGCUACGGGCCUGAGCACGAGCAGUACACGUACUUUUUGCCGCGCGGCCAUCACGGCAGCCAACCGCCGCCGCCGACGUCGCACCUCGGCCACGUGCCUCGCCAUGGUGUGCCUGCUGGUCCGCCGCCGCCAGGGUACGCGGACGAGGCGUGGGGUCGUGAAGGACGAGUCGUCUACGGGCGGCUGUGA
Akanthomyces muscarius is the source of this 2508-nucleotide messenger RNA. RefSeq lists its product as uncharacterized. The coding region runs from base 1 to 2508 and encodes 835 amino acids. The record is from RefSeq and is a predicted model, not a curated record. The transcript is spliced from 4 exons. NCBI's taxonomy places the organism in Eukaryota, Fungi, Ascomycota, Sordariomycetes, Hypocreales, Cordycipitaceae.